Molecule: messenger RNA, 1189 nt
Organism: Babesia bovis T2Bo
Lineage: Eukaryota; Apicomplexa; Aconoidasida; Piroplasmida; Babesiidae
Product: haloacid dehalogenase-like hydrolase family protein
Exons: 2
Coding region: 22-996 (324 amino acids)
Cellular component (GO): cytosol
Molecular function (GO): phosphatase activity; magnesium ion binding
Source: RefSeq, a predicted model, not a curated record
UGUAUAUAAUAAUAUUUUAAGAUGUUGUGCAAUACUUCUGCGAUCAAUCCAUGUGAGCAUGGUCGUACUGCCGAAGAGCGUGGUAUAUUCCGUUGUUGCCAAUGGCUUGACGGUCUGAUUGCAGAUGACAGUGCCAGUGCCUUAAUUGCGAAUUUUCGUCCGUUAAGGCACCCAUUAAAGUACUUUGCUGUGGAUUUAGAUGGUACAUUCCUGUCUAAUAACCCUGAAGUAUUCCAGCGUAACCUUGAUGCUUUUGCUAAGGUUUUUCGUGCUGGUUAUAAGAUAUUUUUCUGUACAGGUCGCUGUCAUACGGACUCUAUGCGCGUGAUGCCUGCGGGUUUUAUGGAGAAGAUAGGUUACAACGGUUUUCCCGGUGUAUACUACAAUGGUGGCAUUGUAUUCGAUGAUAAGGGUAAUGUUAUUGUCAAUGAGCUAUUCGACAAGGGUAUAUUAUCUCGUAUCAUUGACUGCAUUAUUGCUGCUAACCAUGAGAAGUACACUGUAUUUUUGACUUUUGACUGCUGGUACGUCGUUACUGAUGACCGUUCUUACUUCAACGAGAUGAUUGAAUUUGCUGGUUUGAAUCGUCCUCUUGUGCGCACUACCUUGGCAGAGGUAAUGAAGAUGGACAUUAUGAAGGUCCUCAUUUGCAAGUAUGCUUUAAUGGCUCCAUACUUUGGUGGUAUGGUUAACCAUGACUUCGUUCACAAGCGUGCUAUGCUUGACAUGACUGACUUGACUCCUGUAGGCGUCACUAAGCGUAGUGGACUUGAGGUAUUGCUCGACCAUCUAGGUGGUUCUGCAGCUGAAUGCGGUUACAUUGGUGACGCCGAGAACGACAUUGAAGCUAUGGAGUUCUGUGAUCAUUCAUUUGCUGUUGGCAAUGCUACUGACACCGUAAAGCAAUCGGCUAAGUACGUUUGUGAGAUAACCAGUGAACAGUGCGCCUUUGCUGCUGUUGUUGAUGCUGUAUAUGGCUCAUACAUCUCUAGAUGAGCUCAAUGCGUUAUUUAUUUUCAAAAAUCAUUUAAGUUGUGUACCUACGGUGUGGGUACCUUAUUUUUAAAGUCGGCUGUUAACUCGGAUAUUGGUACUUGUGGAUUUACGAAAUCUUGGAUUUCACACGUACCGAUGUUUUUAUAGCUGUGGAUUUUAUUCGCUUGGAGCACGUCGUGCCCGCUGUGCAGGC